Messenger RNA from Trypanosoma rangeli, 912 nucleotides. Its product is annotated as protein phosphatase 2A catalytic subunit. Gene Ontology annotation, molecular function: protein serine/threonine phosphatase activity. Bases 1 to 912 code for a protein of 303 amino acids. Gene Ontology annotation, cellular component: cytoplasm; nucleus. The transcript has a single exon. Lineage: Eukaryota; Euglenozoa; Kinetoplastea; Trypanosomatida; Trypanosomatidae. The record is from RefSeq and is a predicted model, not a curated record. Gene Ontology annotation, biological process: double-strand break repair via homologous recombination; peptidyl-serine dephosphorylation.
AUGGAUUCAAUUGAUCAAUUUCUGGAGACUGUCAGCAAGGGCGCCUGUCCUCGGGAGUCGGAGGUGAAGAAGUUAUGCAACGUCGCUCGCACCAUUCUUGACGCAGAGUCCAAUACUCACACGAUACGCGCUCCAUGCACCAUUGUUGGCGACAUUCACGCUCAGUUUUUUGACCUUCUUGAGAUGUUUCGUGUGGGCGGAGACGUCCCUGAUGUGAACUACGUCUUCAUGGGCGAUUACGUUGACCGUGGGCAUCAUGGCGUAGAGACAUUCCUUCUGCUGGUUGCCCUCAAAGUGAAGUACCCCAAUCGCGUUGCACUUCUUCGCGGCAACCACGAGUCGCGUCAGAUCACACAGGUGUACGGCUUCUAUGAUGAAUGCCUUCGAAAGUACGGCAGCGUUAACGUGUGGCGCUACUGCACAGAGGUGUUUGACCUUUUGCCGCUUGUGUGCGUGGUGGAGGAGAAGAUUCUGUGCGUCCACGCGGGUCUCUCGCCCAUGAUCUCCACAAUGAGCCAAAUUGAUGCCAUCGAGCGCCGGUGCGAGGUGCCUCACGAAGGCGCCAUGUGUGAUCUUCUGUGGUCUGACCCGGACGAAAUUGAUGCCUGGGGCCUCUCUCCGCGCGGCGCCGGUUACCUGUACGGCGAAGAAGUUGUGCGCACGUUCCUCGAAGAGAACAGGCUGGAGCUCCUGUGCCGCUCGCACCAGCUUGUGAUGGAGGGCUACCGGGUGAUGUUCAACGACACGCUUGUGACGGUGUGGUCUGCCCCGAAUUACUGCUACCGCUGCAUGAAUGUGGCGUCCAUACUGGAGCUGGACGAACAUCUCAACAAGAACUUUAAGCUCUUCGAGGCGGCCCCAGAUGAGGUGUACGAGCCAGCGAAGGCCGCCUUACCAGAAUACUUCCUGUAG